This is a messenger RNA of Exaiptasia diaphana, 1873 nucleotides long. RefSeq names its product transcription initiation factor IIA subunit 1. The record is from RefSeq and is a predicted model, not a curated record. The transcript is spliced from 9 exons. Gene Ontology annotation, cellular component: transcription factor TFIIA complex. The coding region runs from base 146 to 1117 and encodes 323 amino acids. NCBI's taxonomy places the organism in Eukaryota, Metazoa, Cnidaria, Anthozoa, Actiniaria, Aiptasiidae. Gene Ontology annotation, biological process: transcription by RNA polymerase II; transcription initiation at RNA polymerase II promoter.
AGGGUCACCAUUGGAAGGAAUAAAGAGACCCCCCAAUUGCUGGCAGCAUUUAGUAUAUAAAAGGCCUCGCUGUUGACAAGAAGGUGGCUUUUUUGAAGCCCAUCGACCAAGAAAGUAGUGUUCUGUAGUUGAUAAAACCUUCAAAAUGUCAAAUGCAAACAAUGUUCCCAAAGUCUACCGUAAUGUAAUCGAAGAAGUAAUAAAAAACGUCAAAGAAGCAUUUCUAAAUGAAGGGGUCGAUGAGCAAGUCUUACAAGAGCUGAAACAGAUAUGGGAAAAUAAGCUAUUACAAUCAAGGGCAGUAGAUGGAAUGCCUGCUGACCAACCAGCAAGACCACAGUACAUGUAUCCUCACAUCSUGCAGACAAACCAAGGGAUCCCUACCGCAGCUCAAUUGGCAAGACAACCACAGCCCCAGCAGCAAGUUGCACAGAGAGUUGCAAUCAGCCAUGCAGCAUCAAGUGCAGCCAUGCCAGGUACAAUAGCUCAUCGACAGGCACCACCUGGACAGACAGCCAUUAUAUUCCCAGAAGCACAUGUAUCACAGCAACAGACUCAUAUUCAUGCAUUGAGUCAAAUGACUCCUGCUGCCACUGCAGCUACUUUAGCAUUACCUGGAAUGCAGCAAGUUCAACGUCCUUCAGGGACAGGGCUAGCUACAUCAUAUCCUACAGCUAGAACAAUACAAGUUAGUACUCAACACUUGCAACAACAACAGCAGCAACAGCAACAACCAAGUCAACAGCAAGUUGUCACAACACAGGUCCAGGCCAAUAAACCAUCCCACAUGAUCAUUCAAGUUGAUGGUGCUAAUGACAGUGAUAGCGAUGAUGGAGAUGAUGAUGAUGAUGAUGAAGACCAUGAUAGAAAUACAAGUCAUGAAUUUGAAGAAGAACAAGAGCAACCAGUCGAGGAGGAAGAGCCAUUGAAUUCUGAGGAUGACGAUUCUGAUGAUGGCGCAACUGACUUGUUUGACACUGAAAAUGUAGUGGUCUGCCAGUUUGAAAAGAUUGCCAGGAGCAGAAACAAGUGGAAGUUUCAUCUGAAAGAUGGAAUUAUGAAUGUAAAAGGCAAAGACUACAUCUUUCACAAAGCAACAGGCGAAGCUGAAUGGUAAAGGAAAGUAAAUUCUAAUGUGUUCAACAAAUUUCUUUGCAGAAAGUAUACCAAAACAAAUAUAAUAUUUUUGUUUCUCAUACAAAAAUUCAAAAAGUCGCUGUUUAAUUAGCAAGAUAUUUAAAAAUGAUAGGUGAACCUGGCUUUAAACACAUGGAAGAAUGUUCAACGUAUUUGACAAUGGAUUUAGCUACUACUAAAGUCUUUUAACAAUAUACAUUUAAGAACAAUACAACUAAUGCUUCAUAGAUGUGAAGAUGUACCACCUUAUUUCAGAAAUGACUGAAUAAGAUGGCAUAAAAUCAAUAAUUUAUCUUGUCAUGGAUAAGACAGCUUUUCACAUGAAAUUUGUUUUCUAAAUUUCUCUGAAAAUUCUCGACAUCAUUGCAUUAGCUGUUUGACCAAUAAUUAUUACAUUAUAAACUACAAACUGUACCCUUCAUUGCCAUGCUGCUACUCCGUGUCGGUGAAUGAUUAGUGCUUCACAUCUGCUGUACUUCUUACUGAUCUCCAUGAACAGAAAAUAUUUUAGUUUUGUUUCAUAGCUUGAAUCCAUCACUACAAUGUCACUUACAAAUAAGCUUAUGAAAACAAUUGUUCCAGACAAAAAUUUAGAUUGAAAUCCUCCAAUUUGUAGUUUAAUUAUUGUACUUUAAUAUGUUGUAAAUUAUAUAUAUUAUAUAUACGAAAGAUAUUAAAAAUGAAUAAAUAAUGAUAUAAAAACAGCAAUAUCCUAGUCUUGUUAGUCUCUAUUUAA